This is a messenger RNA of Mus musculus (house mouse), 3272 nucleotides long. RefSeq names its product vacuolar protein sorting 4B (gene Vps4b). The record is from RefSeq and is marked validated. Gene Ontology annotation, molecular function: ATP hydrolysis activity; ATP binding; protein homodimerization activity. Lineage: Eukaryota; Metazoa; Chordata; Mammalia; Rodentia; Muridae. Gene Ontology annotation, biological process: late endosomal microautophagy; mitotic metaphase chromosome alignment; nucleus organization. Gene Ontology annotation, cellular component: spindle pole; cytoplasm; late endosome membrane. The transcript has 11 exons. The coding region runs from base 279 to 1613 and encodes 444 amino acids.
CUGGGUGACUGGUUAGCGCGUGUGCGGAUGACGAAGCGGAAGUGCCCGGGCCAGAGGCGGGACCAGAGCCCUAAGGGGCUCGAAAUUACGGAAGUUUUGUGCGGAGGGUCGGGUGGCUGCUGGAGUUCCUGCUGGAUUUACGGCUCCGGAGCUGGGGCUGCCGCUGGGGGGGUCUCAGAGCCGCCAGCCUCCGCACGGUUUGCGGUGGUGACCCGGGCGCGACUCGACGGCGCUGCUGCGGGCCUUGUCUGUAGUAGGGGACCCCUCGGAUCUCCACCAUGGCGUCCACGAACACCAACCUGCAGAAAGCAAUAGAUCUUGCAAGCAAAGCAGCCCAGGAAGACAAAGCUGGGAACUAUGAGGAAGCUCUUCAACUCUACCAACAUGCUGUGCAGUAUUUUCUCCAUGUUGUUAAAUAUGAAGCACAAGGUGAUAAAGCCAAGCAAAGUAUCAGGGCCAAGUGUACAGAAUAUCUCGAUAGAGCAGAAAAACUAAAGGAAUAUCUGAAGAAAAAGGAGAAGAAACCACAGAAGCCUGUGAAAGAGGAACAGUCAGGCCCAGUUGAUGAGAAGGGGAAUGACAGUGAUGGGGAAGCAGAAUCUGAUGAUCCUGAAAAAAAGAAACUGCAGAAUCAACUUCAAGGUGCCAUUGUUAUAGAGCGACCAAAUGUGAAGUGGAGUGAUGUUGCUGGUCUCGAAGGAGCCAAAGAAGCUCUUAAAGAGGCUGUGAUUCUGCCUAUUAAGUUUCCUCAUCUGUUUACAGGAAAGCGGACACCUUGGAGAGGAAUCCUAUUAUUUGGACCACCAGGAACAGGAAAAUCUUAUUUGGCUAAAGCUGUUGCAACGGAAGCAAACAACUCAACAUUUUUCUCAAUAUCUUCCUCUGACCUUGUGUCUAAGUGGCUGGGGGAAAGCGAAAAACUGGUUAAGAACUUAUUCCAGCUUGCCAGAGAGAACAAGCCUUCUAUCAUCUUCAUCGAUGAGAUUGAUUCUCUGUGUGGUUCCAGAAGUGAGAAUGAGAGCGAGGCUGCACGGAGAAUUAAGACGGAGUUCCUGGUUCAAAUGCAAGGAGUUGGUGUGGACAAUGAUGGCAUUUUGGUUCUGGGAGCUACAAAUAUACCCUGGGUUCUGGAUUCUGCAAUUAGGCGAAGAUUUGAGAAACGUAUUUAUAUUCCUUUGCCCGAAGCCCAUGCCCGAGCAGCCAUGUUUAGACUGCACUUGGGCAGCACUCAGAACAGCCUCACAGAAGCAGACUUCCAAGAACUUGGGAGGAAGACGGAUGGCUAUUCAGGAGCAGAUAUAAGUAUCAUUGUACGGGAUGCACUUAUGCAGCCUGUGAGAAAAGUUCAGUCAGCUACUCACUUCAAAAAGGUUCGAGGACCCUCAAGAGCUGAUCCUAACUGCAUUGUAAAUGACCUGCUGACACCCUGCUCUCCGGGAGACCCUGGGGCUAUUGAAAUGACAUGGAUGGAUGUUCCUGGAGAUAAACUCUUGGAGCCAGUUGUUUCCAUGUGGGAUAUGCUGCGGUCCCUGUCCAGCACAAAGCCAACAGUCAAUGAGCAGGACUUGUUGAAGCUGAAGAAGUUUACAGAAGAUUUUGGCCAGGAAGGCUAACACAAAGACAGCAAGAACAUGUUUAUGCUGCAUUUCUUCUCUUUUGUAGGUAUUUUGCCUUUCUUGGAUGACAUUCAGAUUAUUUCCAGCAAAACUCGUUUACCCAGGGAAACAUACAUGUCACUUGAGUGUUCCUAAAGUCUGUGUUGUCCUUUUCCUUCACUGUCUGUUAAAUUCUCUAAUUCACAAACAUUGUCGAAUUGUAAGGAAAGCAACAAUGGUAUGAGGAACAGCAGAGUGGGGACAUCGAGGAGCCUCGCCCGGCUUCAUGGACAGCAGCUAGGAUUCUCAUGAGUACUUGUUCAAAGAGCAAGGCCUUUUUUCUUUUCCUAAAAAUGAAAUUGAAACGGGGCUAAAGCUAAUGGUAUAUAAAUGUCUUGAAAAAUCUUUAAGCAUUUUAUCAAUGUAAACUUACUGCUUUAUUAAAAAUUAAUGGUAGAAUCUUUACUCUCAGGGAUGGGCAGCAAAACGCAGAGCACUGAUGAAUUUGGGGUUUGUGGCACAGCCAGUGCUCCUGUUGAGUUUCUAGUGGGCUGGUUUCUCCUGUAUAGAUUAAAGUGAUUCCUUUAAAGCAGUGGGCUUUUAUAACUCCAUGACUCCUUCCACUGUGCACUCGAGACUUUCUAAAUCAGUAGUCAUCUUUGCCUUGUCUACGCAGUGUCUUUUAUAGCCAAGAUUGACCAAAAGAGGUAGCAAACAAGUAUGCAUUUUUCGAGAAUUGUCAUGAAAUACUGUAAUGGGAAACUUUAAUAAGAAAAUGACUUUCUUCUGGACUUUGGGAUGUUUCCUGUGGAUGAUGUGGGUAUGUGUGUACAUAUAUAUACAUAAUUUUUAAAAUAUUAGCGAGAGUCAUGUCUUUCACUUUUAAGUUCAGGGAGCAGUUUGUUCUAACCACACAAACAUUCUCAGUGUGGUAUUUCAUGGAGCUUUAGAGACAAACUAAUGUCUCAUUACAUAAUGAAAUAUGAACAUACCAUCGUGUUAUUUCAAUGUCUUCAAAUACAUGAUCUGAGGGUGUAUGUCACAUACUUGUGUACCAACUCUUAGUUGUGCCUUGGACAUUUGCAUUGCCUACCUGCAAACAAUUACUAGGUUAACUAGAAUUGCUAUGCAGUUCUACCUUGCGAGUGCUACACGGUAAUUGCAUUUUAAAGUAUAUUUGCACAUUUUACAUGCUAUGCUAUAUGAUUGCCUUUGGGUUUUGUGUACAGACUAUUUUUGUUGAUAUUCAAUGAAAAUUAUAGGCUUGAAAUAAUACUGUUCCUAUGUGAAGUAAAUUGCUAUAACCUACUUUUGGCUUUUAUAUGUUUUUUUUUUUUUUAUUUUGGAACCUUCUACAUAGGAGAAAAUGUCUUAAGUUGGUUAGAUAAAAAGAAAUAAUUUAUAUUUAUUAAUGAGCAUAUAUGAAAGAUUCAAGGGUAGAAGUGCACACCUAUAAUCUCAGGACUUCAAAGCUAGUCUAGUUUCCAUAACAAGACACUGUUUUUUAAAAGAACAUUAAAAUUCUGCUCUUCCACAGCUACUGUGUGAAAGCUGUAAGUUAUAUUGGCAGAAUAAUACUGAAUUUUUUCUAAAUGAAUUAAUUUGUGUAGCAUCUUAGUUGUUGAAUUAGAUUUUAAUUAAUAGAUCCUACUUCCAGCCUCAGUGCUUAACAUUCCC